Messenger RNA from Ostrea edulis (European flat oyster), 2651 nucleotides. RefSeq lists its product as uncharacterized. The record is from RefSeq and is a predicted model, not a curated record. The transcript has 6 exons. NCBI's taxonomy places the organism in Eukaryota, Metazoa, Mollusca, Bivalvia, Ostreida, Ostreidae. The coding region runs from base 301 to 876 and encodes 191 amino acids.
UCACCCACAUGGUGUAUAGUAGUCUAAAUAAAAGUAUAUCACGAAGUACGUCAUUAUUGGUGUACACAAUUGAGGUAAAUCACGAUCUGUAGGGUAGUGGGGUUUUCACGGUCUGUUGUAUAACGGAUGACUAGCUAGGACGGAUAUAGUCAUUUAAACCUUGUAAUCAGCUGAAUGUGCAUUGAAUGUGCUUUUGUUGAGAUAUUCCUGUACGUCAGGUGGACUAUCAGCUGUUAACGAAAGUGACCUCAAUUUUAAGGUGUCGAAUCGGGUGUCAUAUCAAGGUGAACAUCAAACGGUAUGGAUGAGGACUAUACCAAACAGAUACGACCAAGCCACCGCUUAGAACUACGUGUGAAGGGCGUCAUCAACCACAUACGGGAGGGCCCCUACAUCACGCAUAAUUACUUAGUAAGUCACGUCCAUUUCCUGAGGAAAGUUAAUGAAGAGAAAGGUCUCCGUGUAUGUCGAGUUUUGCCGUUCGGGGGAUCAUUCAACAUCCGGGGUGACAUCGUGGCUCUUCUCGUGUGGUACAUCAUGCUGGUCUAUGCCAUAGUCGCCAUUCCUCUUGCCUGUUACUGUGAGGAGACCUCCAUCAACAUCUGUAAUGUCAUCAUCCUGGCCACCAUGUGUGUGUACCAUCUUAUUGCUAUCUAUGUCAUAUUUUCCAAUGUAAAGAAGCUCAAAGCCAUGUGGUGCACGACACUGACGACAGCAGAAAAAUACCAUGGACUGCAGAAUUCCUUCAUAGAUGUAACAGCAGACAAUGCUAAAGAAAUCCACUGCAUAGCAGCUAGUCAGAGGCAGAAGAUUGUACAGAACAUCACCAACAAAAACAGUAAACACUGUACAGAACAUCAACAACAAAAACAGUAAACAGGUGGUCCUAAUGCUGAUAACAUCCUCCUAUCUGCGGAGUCGCCUGAGAGACCCAGUGAUCUGUUUCACUGCGCUGGCCAUAUUCUGCCUGAUCGGACUUGUUGUGCAGCUGGAAACUUUAAGGACUAUUGUUUAUGUUAACUCAUAAUGGCAGCAGAAGAUGACCUGUGGAUAAAAUGGCUGUGAACUUGUUAUGUAACCCGUUAUGUAUAUAUGUUUCAUACAGUUCUGUAUCUGCAAAACUAUCAGAGUUUGAGGUCCAUUAGGGCCAAAAACUGUUUUAUAUUUUAUAUAUAUAUAUACACACAGAACUGUAUGAGGCAUAUAUCAUACUUUUGAAAUAUAGCCCUGUCAUGGAUUGGCCGCAUUUAAAUAUCACGCUAGUGCUAUUGUGACAUCAUAAAGCUUUGUAUAACAUCCAUUACUAAUAAUAGAUAUCGACAGUUUUAAAUAAACCCUUGAAUGAUCAGGCACGUUUUCAUCCAAUGCUAACCACUUUACAACAUUUGGUGCCAUAACUAAUGGAAAUCUACAUGCACAAUCAAAGGAUUCAUGAUUAAAUAUUGUUUAACGUUAUCCUCAAGAAUAUUUCACUCAUAUGGAGACGGUGAAGGGCUGCAAAAUUUAGGCCUAUGAUCGGUGCUUAGGGCCAUUGAGAGGGAGGGAUCUUUAUCGUGCCACACCUGCUGUGACAUGGGACCUCGGUUUUUGCGGUCUCAUCCGAAGGACCGCCCCAUUUAGUCACCUCUUACGACAAGCAAGGGGUAAUGAGGACCUAUUCUAACCCGGAUUCCCACGGGAUCAAAGGAAAAUUCAAAGCUAUACAUGCUGGCAACAGAACAGCAGUGGCUAAUCUAUUUGGACAAUUUAUGGAUCUAAAAGAAGAUCCAGUCCCAGAAGAAAUCACUGAUAUAUCCGAGUAACUAGAAAAUCUCUCCUGAAAAGGCAGACCCUACAAGAAUUGAAUGAACACAUACUGGAGACCCUAUGUGACGAGGACCUCGAAAUAGAAAUUGCAAAUACAGGUAAAAUGUAUAUGUUUGAAUUAGACUGUAAAAUUAGGCAGACAUCACAAUGUCAACAAUUUUGGUACCCAUGGAAAGGUCUUGUCACAAGGAAUACAAUAAUAAAAGUUAUUUGCAAGGUUAAAGUUUUCAAAAAGUAGGUCAAACUCUAAGGUCAAGGUCACAGGGUAAAAAAUCAUGGUACCCACAGAAAGGUCUUGUCACAAGGAAUACUCAUGUCAAAUAUCAAAGAUCUAGCACUUACUGUUCAAAUGUUAUUAGCAAGGUUAAAGUUUCAGACAGCCCCCCCCCCCGGAAAGCAAAGAAAUCUAAAUCCCCAAAACAGGUGAGAUUAUAAACAGCAGUGGAUUUCAUGCAACAACAAUGUAACAUUAUACAAAGCUUUGUGUCAAAGUAGCAUUAGCGCGAUAGAACAAUGCAGCAAAUCCACGACACCCUUCAAAUUUCAUUUGUUGAUUUAGCCGAGGCGGUCCGAUUUUGAAGGAUAUUAGUACUGAGACAGUCUGAUAUUACAACCAAUAUCAAACUGCUUGUUCAACAAUGUCAGACAGGCAAAGGGAAUUUAAUUCUUAGACUGAACAAUGGAAUGACAUCACAGAAAUGUUUUAAAUCAUAAGAAAUCCUUCUUUAUGGUGCUACUUUUUAACUUUUAUUUGAUUGUGACUUUUCAAUGCUAUCUAUUAUUAUCAGCUUUUAAGCAAAUGUUGGCUUUGUUAUUUUUAUAAUAGUAAAAUAUGUUAGACUGAC